This is a messenger RNA of Chenopodium quinoa (quinoa), 2799 nucleotides long. RefSeq lists its product as uncharacterized. The coding region runs from base 634 to 2463 and encodes 609 amino acids. Lineage: Eukaryota; Viridiplantae; Streptophyta; Magnoliopsida; Caryophyllales; Amaranthaceae. The record is from RefSeq and is a predicted model, not a curated record. The transcript is spliced from 2 exons.
UUUUUUAUUUUUAAAAAAAAAAUUAAAAAACAAAAAAAACCACAUUAUCAUUCAUUCAUUCUUAUCAAGUACCCCAAAAAUGUGAGUAGAUCAAUACAUAAAAAUGUCGGUCCUUAGAUGUGUGGUGUACGUGUAUUAAUGAUUUAUACUAUAAAAUAAAUAAAUAAAAAAUAGAUUUCAUAAAAUAGGAAAGAUCCCUUGAGAUUCCAUUCCCCUAUAUUAAACCCCGGCUUUAGAUUCUUGAGCCGUCGCACUUUAUCUCUCUUCUUCUCUUAAAACAUUCUCACUUCUCUCUUCCUCUCUAUUCGUGUCCGCCGCUAUUAAAUUUUUAAUCUUUCAUCUAUUUUUUUUCCGUACACCUUUCCAAAUUUUCAGAAUGGGAUAUUUCCUGGAUGCAAUUGGGAAAACGGUGUGUCUAUGGUGAUAUUAUCUUAAAUUCUUUUGAGAUAGUUGCUCGAGUUGUUGUUAUGGACCGAAGGGAUACAUCAGGAUUUGUCAGUGGAGGAGGUCUUCAUCUCUAUGAAUCUGCAUUGCACAUAAUAUUGUCAUUCCUUUGUUUAUACUAGUUGGAGUGGCUUCUUAAUUUUUUGUUUAGAUAUCAGUUAGAUGAUAAGUAUUCUUUCAAAAUAAAGCAUGAUGGAUGGCAUCCACAAGCCUUUCAUGUGGAAUUCUUUACUGGAUAGAUGCAAAGAUUCAAAUGGAACUGAUGCUGGCUCGAGUCAUUUAGUGGACACUACCUUGCGACUACAUUGUCAGAGCGUUUUAGCUGUACCCUCUUAUUUGUAUGAUGCUGGAGCUAGCAAAAGAGUAACAAAUGCAAGUGAUGAAGUGAGUAUAAAGCAUGAGAUUUCUCUGGCCCUUGAAUUGGGUAGUUCCCUAGAUGGCAAGAUCGAAUAUGCUGCUUCUAGGACUGCCUUAACUUCUCAAAUAGAUGUUGGAAAGGAGUGUCCAAAUGAUAUUUGCCUUGAUCUCAACAUUGAUCUGGGAUAUAAAAUAGCUUGCAAGGACUCGAAAUACUCUGGCAACAGUUUUGAAGCACCUAAGAAGGAGCAAUAUAUGGUUGACCUUGAGUUAAGCUUGUCUACUGCAGCUGCAGAAUCUGAUCUCACUAGUGUCACCCUGACUUCAUCGCCUAUUCAGAAUGUGACAUCUGAAUUUGAGCAACUUGUGGAUGAAGGAUCAACAUCAUCAAAAUGGAAACGAGGACCUAUUGUACCUCUUGUAGAUAGGUUCAAUGUGAACCCAAUUUCAGUUGUCUCAAAUGUCUCAGCAGUCUCGGUCUCUUUAUCACUUCCUAGAACAGAUGGCGCCACUUCUUGCGUUAAACAGCAGCGCAAGACCUCAGUUAAGACUUGCCAGUUUCCUGGCUGUCAAAAAGGCGCAAGGGGUGCUUCAGGUCAUUGUAUUUCCCAUGGAGGUGGGCGAAGGUGUCAGAGAACUGGUUGUCAAAAAGGAGCAGAAGGCAGGACUGCGUUCUGCAAGGCUCAUGGUGGUGGCCAAAGAUGUGAACACUUGGGGUGCACCAAAAGUGCUGAAGGGUGCACUAAUUUCUGCAUCGCGCAUGGAGGUGGAAAGCGAUGUGGAUUUCAAGGAGGUUGCAAUCGUGCAGCAAGGGGAAAAUCCGGCCUUUGCAUCCGCCAUGGUGGUGGAAAGAGGUGCAAGAUUGAAAACUGCACUAAGAGUGCUGAGGGGCUUGCUGGUCUCUGUAUUGCUCAUGGAGGUGGGCGCCGUUGCCAAUUUCCUGAAUGUACUAAAGGUGCUCAGGGAGGUACAAAACUCUGUAAGGCUCAUGGAGGAGGAAAAAGGUGCACCUUUUUAGGGUGUACCAAGGGAGCUGAGGGAAGCACGCCUUUUUGUAAAGGACAUGGUGGGGGAAAGCGAUGUUCAUUUCAAGGAGGUGGUGUCUGCACCAAGAGUGUACAUGGAGGUACCUUAUAUUGUGUUUCUCAUGGUGGUGGCAAAAGAUGUGCCUUCCCUGAAUGCACUAAGAGUGCAAGGGGACGUACAAACUUCUGUGUUCGCCAUGGUGGAGGAAAAAGGUGCAAAAGUGAAGGAUGUGAAAAGAGCGCACAGGGAAGCACUGAUUUCUGCAAGGCACAUGGAGGAGGUAAGCGCUGCUUGUAUGGCCAACAAGGUUCGGGUUUUGGUGGAGAUGGCGAUAGCCCUUGUGAUAAGUUCGCAAGGGGUAAAAUUGGUCUUUGCGCUGCCCAUUGUGCACAAGUUGAAGACAAGCGAGUCCAUGGAGAUGGUACAGUGGGCCUGAAGAUGGAAGAAAUUGCUGCUGAGAACUUUUUUGCCUGCAUGAACAAUGUUGGCACAGAAUCAAACUUAACUUCUUCGAACAGUUUCAAUCUGCCUGAUGACAAGCCCUUGUUGGAUCAGUAUGGUCAGUCUUCAAAUUCAGCAUCCCUUGAAGGAAGGGUGCAUGGUGGAGGUCUUAUGGCUAUGCUGAGACAAUUCUAAUCUCGAACGCUGUCUGUCUAUAUGUGAUUAUGGAAUAGUGAACAGGGGAAGUUUUUUUCUCAAUACAUGUUUACGACAUGUGGUAGCUUUCUUUCAUUGUUCUGGCAUAGUUUAAUCCUCAAAAACUAGGGUGUGGUAGUUGAAUAUUAGCAAAUUUCUAAGGUUAGUGUUAGCAUGCUCAUUUCACUAGCAAAUGGUGUUAGACAUUGUUUGUGUUAGUACUGAAUUUGUUUCAACUUUUUUUUAUAUUUUUAUUUUUGGGAAAGGGUAAACAUUAGUUUGUCAUGAUUGUAAAUGUUUUGUGAAUAUAGAUUUCUAAGCUGUUGCCCGUUAGUA